AUGGCUUUCUUACGACAUUAUAUGCCAAUUGAUAAGAUUCAAGAUGUUAAACAAAACAAAAAUAUCCGUAACGUAAACGUUACUACUCGUGAUCCUCGUUAUUUAGCGCCAGUACAAUGUGGUGAUAUUAUGGAAUUUAACGUAAAUAGAAUAGGUAAAUAUGAUAUAUUUCAAGUAUAUCGAAAUGGUAAUGAUUAUUACAAAAUAUAUAAUGGUUUUGAAUUAUGCAAUAUAACAUACUGUACACCAGAAGAAAAGAGAUGUAUGUUCCUUUCAUUAGCUCUUGAUCCAGAUUUAUCUGAAACUGAGUUCAUUUUUUGUGUUAUUCCAUCAUCGAGACGUGGAGAAAUAUCAAAAACAGGUAUAUGUCCACUGGCUUAUUGUACAAUAAAUCAUCUUGUAAUACAACGACGUGUACAGAAAUAUUUUCUAAUGAAUCAGAAAACAAAUCAAAAAGUUUAUUUACAUAAAGGCGAUACAAUUGAACUUACAUGGUCAUCAGAAGAUGAUAUUACCUAUCGUAUUGAAGAAAAAAAAUAUUGUCCAAUAUCUGGUGGUCUUUAUACUCCUGAACAAACAUUUGAUAGUACAUUAGCCGAAGGAAUGUAUAGAAAAACAUUUAAUGAACUUGGUAUGUCAUUUUUAUUUCGUUAUACUGAUACAAAUGAAAUUUAUGAUGUAAUUACUUGUAUUGUUAAUGAUGAAUAUAAAAUAAAACAUAUAUUAAUAACUGAUAAUAAGAUUCAACCAAAUAUUAUUCAUAUUGAACAACAUGAUUGGAUUAUGUUUGAAUGGCAUGGUAAACAUGCACAAAGUAUUGUACAAAUCGAACCAUUUCGUACUGAUAAAGAUCAACAAUCAAUUGAAAUGACAAAUAUUGGUGAACAUUUUUUUUGGCCACAUCAACCAUCACGUUAUGGUUAUAUGUAUCAUCAAUUUAAUGAAACAGGUGUGUAUUGUUUUAAAACUGCAGAUGGUCAAAUUGGUACGAUUAUUGUUGAACCACUGAAAACUAUUCGUCAUGUAUCGAUUCAUAGUGAUCGUUUAAUUUAUAAAAUGAAUACAAAAGGUUUAGUUCAGUUCAAUUGGAAUCAGUAUGAUACACCAGAAGAACCGGUAUUAAUUACUAUUGAUUCAAAUUCAUCACGAAUACCAGAUGAUCUUGAUAAUCGUACUGGAAUGUUUCAUUGUCGUGCGCAUCAAUGUACAAGAAUAGAACCAUUCUUUCGUCGUUAUUUUCAUUCAUGUGAAACAUUUCUUUUAAAUAUUCCUCAAUAUGGUUUUUACAAUUUUGCUUAUUCCGACAAUCCUCAUUAUCCUCUAAUAAGUCUGAUUGUUAAAAAUGGUAGUCAUACUCAUAGUGUUAUGUAUGAUGAACAGAAUAUAUUCAAACCACAUACAUUAGUAAUAAAUCGUCUUGAUCACGUAGAAUUUCUUCCAUCAUCAUCAAGAAGAGGUAGAAUAUUAUAUCAAAUUAAUGAAUAUGAUAAUCAAUCAGAACCGAAAAAAAUCUUAUUUCAACCACAAGAAAAUAGUAUUAAUUAUUUUAUUAAAGAAUUUUCGCAAUUAGGCAUUUAUUAUUUUUCAACGGAUAUUAAUAAUUCUAAUAAACAAAAGUCUAAACAAUCUUCAACACAUCCAUUAACAAUAAUUGUUCUACCUGAAAUUCGUUUUCAUCGUAAAUUAAUCAGUAAAGGAAAAUUUAAUGAUGAUCCAAUUAUAACAACAAAUCCAAAUGAUUUUGUUAUUUGGCAAUUCGACAAAAUUAUUUCUUAUAAUCUUGUUAAAUUACAUUUAAAUGACACAUAUAAUGAUAUAAUGUCAUGUCAUGAUCGAGCUACUGUUGGAAGAAUUCGACAAUGUCUUGCUGUACAUUGUAAAUCUAUUCCAUCUGGAGCAUCCUAUUUUUGUAGUCCAGAUUUUGAACGAGUUACUGGUGCAUAUAAAAAUCGACUUAUAUCAACAAUUAUUAUUGAUCCACCAUUUAAUCAAAAUUCUUUUUGUCUUAUUAAUCAACAAUUUGUUCCGAAAAUUUUAUAUGUUGCAGAAAGUGAGACAGUAUCAUGGGUAUUAAAUGAUCAUGCUUCAAAUCAUCGAAUUUCUCUACAAUCAAUUAACAAUGACAAUAGUGACGAUAGAAAUAUUGCAAUUAAUCAAAAUAUUGCUGAAUAUGUUAAUGGUAUUCAUCGUUUACAUACAUUUAAUCAACAUGGAAAAUAUAUUAUUAAAUCCGAUCGUUUUCCGGAUACAACAGCAAUUGUAGUUGUUUAUGGAGAUAUUGAUGUUGCAAGGCAUAAGAAACGACUUCAAAAACCUCAAAUAAUGGAAUAUAUCCAUGAUGUUAGUGAAUUUGAUACAAUAAUACAUUUAGAUGAUUCAAAUCAUCGUAAUACUAAUAUUUAUUAUACACUUGAUGGUUCACCUCCAACACAACACUAUAGAAAUGUUCAUCUUUAUAAUCGAAAUAAUGGUGUACAUUUGCGUCCAACAGGUUUACAUGUUUUACGUGCUUAUUCAACGUUAGAUGAAAAAUUAUCAAGUUUCAUUCAAUACAGCAGACCAACAUUUGUUUUGGACAAUGGAAGAUUAGACUCUCGACAAGACAGUGACAGCUCUGACUCUUCACAGGACAGUGACAUACCUGACUCUCCAUGGGACAGUUGUCGAAUACAUCUUUCACUUUUAAUACAAUAUCCAACCAAAAUAAAUGCAACAGUUAAAAUUCAACCAACACAUACAAUUGAUCUUAUUGAUCAUUUUGAAUUAUAUGUUAAUGGUAUUGCAUAUAGAUUCGUUAAAUCACUAGAAGAUAUUCAUUUGUCAACAAAAAGUUUAGUUGCUGGUAAACACAAUAAAAUAUAUGUUAUUGCUUAUCCAAAAGAUCAUAUUAGUCAUGCUCAACCAAUUCAAUCGAAUACACCAAGAUUUGAUUUUGGAAAAAAACCGCCCGCUUUUGUAACAAAUGGAGGCAAAACUGAUGAUGAUAAAGAUCGAGCACGAAUGCUUUAUGAAAAACUACGAGGGCUUGGAAAUAAGCCACACCAAUGCGAUUCAACUUGUAUACAUCCACACACAUCAUUUCCGGGUUUUCCUCAUUAUUUGGAUGAUUCAUCGGAAGGAACACCAACACCACCUGUUGAUCCAAAUCCAAAUCCAAAUCCAAAACCGAAACCAAAACCAAAACCAAAACCAAACCCAGAUACAGAUACAGACGAUGAUACGGGGAGCGACGGAGGCCCCACUUUGCCAUUUUCAGUAGAAAUUGUGGUUGCUAUUGAAAGUAAAGAUCGUCAGAUGAAAAAAUAA
Molecule: messenger RNA, 3306 nt
Organism: Adineta steineri
Lineage: Eukaryota; Metazoa; Rotifera; Eurotatoria; Adinetida; Adinetidae
Source: the annotation of a GenBank genome assembly